AACGAUGAUUAGGUCUAUACAGAGGUGCGAUGAAGGUUCUGACAUGCACACUGACCUUACAUUUACACUAGAGCUUGUGGAGGAGCUAGGCCGACUUAAAUUGGCGAAUGCGCUUGCAGAAGCAGUUGACAUUGAUACACAGGCCCCAGUUCGUGGCGGGCAACGUGGUGGGUCUCGUGGGGGUGGACAUCGUGGAGGUGGUCAAGCUGGUCGCAGCCGUACGACCGAGUCGGCUCCCAUCUACGAGGAAGGGAAUGAGGAGGGUGUAGAAGAGGCAUGGCUUGGCACUGAUUGGGUACUGUCUGAUGACGACGGCAGGACACCGCGAUGCACGCCUGGCGAUGGUGCUGGGCCAUCCCAUACCGUCGAUCAUCAGGGCACUGUUCCAGCCCACACUACAUCCCAUGGUGCUAGCACGGACUUUGAGGGCCCUCCUCGUAUGUCGCCCCCAGUUUUCAGUGGAUCUGCCCAUGAUGGUGGAUGCAUAUUUGUCCCCACACCAGGCAUGCCCACCCCACCUCUAGUGCAUGUGGACCCCACCAUGUCAGCUCCAUCUCAAACCCCCCACGGAGAGGCUGUACAGAUUGAGCAGAUACCGGCUGAGGACAUUGAGCCGGUGGAGGCUUUGCGGAGAUCGCGACGCCCGCGUGCGCAUGCUCCCGAUUGCGGGACCGGUGAUGGUAAGAUUAGACCUGUCAGGGCAUAUGGGCGGAAACGAAAAGAUCAUUAAAUGCCUUAGUGUAUGCUUAUACUUCCUGCCUAUAGGCCAUUGAGCUGGAUUGUCCUUGUGUGCUUAUUCUUCAUGUGUAUAGGUGACUGGAAUAAGCAUGCAAAAUGUUCUACUAAUUGGGGAGAAUCUUGGUGGCUGUGCAUCUAUUUCUGGAUCAUUGCUUGGGGAGAAUACUGGCUGUCAAUGUGUUUGUUGUCAAGAAAUUGAUAUUUUGGAGAAAACCCAUAAGGCGUAUUGUAUUUAUUGAUGUAUUAGGAAGUUUUUCUGCACUUGGAGUUUUGAUUGCAAUUUGACAAAUGUCUGGAUUGGUAUUCAUUUGAAGCCAAACUUUCUUGUGUUUUUGUAUGUUGUUAGCUACAGUAAAGUGGGUUGUAAGAGAGUAAUUUGUUUUUUUAUUU
Molecule: messenger RNA, 1128 nt
Organism: Quercus lobata
Lineage: Eukaryota; Viridiplantae; Streptophyta; Magnoliopsida; Fagales; Fagaceae
Exons: 3
Coding region: 5-730 (241 amino acids)
Source: RefSeq, a predicted model, not a curated record